Cladocopium goreaui is the source of this 8249-nucleotide messenger RNA. The record is from the annotation of a GenBank genome assembly. NCBI's taxonomy places the organism in Eukaryota, Dinophyceae, Suessiales, Symbiodiniaceae.
AUGUUUCCAGUUCCUACACUGAUUGCUGUGCCGGUGAUGCCCGUUCCCGUGGUGGUGAUUGGAGGAGCGCCUGAUGGAGGGAACACCCAACAGCAGGUGUCUCGGACCAUUCCGUUUGCUGUUCCUUGUCCUUUGCCUGAGAUCUCGGCUGUUGGUGGCCAUGAGGUUGGUCACAAUGAGUCACUUGUUGCACACUCUGUCCCGCUUUUAGCUCCUGCUGUGGCUGUUGCCCCUUUGUCUGAAGAGCAAUUGCUUGAUCCCCUUGGUGCUUUGUCUGCUUCUCAGCUGAUGGAAGUGUUGGGCCCCAAGAUCAAUAGCAUUCCUUUCUUGGAUUCAAUUCGGAGUCAGUUGAUGGUUACUGCUGGUCGGUUGCAAAUUUUGGACAAACAAGGUAGUGUGAUGGCCGAUGAUGAGGUUCACUUUCAUGUCAAAAGAAUGAUUGAGGCCAGUGGACGCACUGACAUUGCGUUCUUGGAUCCUUUGUUGGCCACUGAGGGUACCCGUCGUCCUGUAGCCAAGAUGAUUCAAGAGUGGUUCGAUGGUCAGCGUGGAUCCCUCAAAGCCAUUGCGUCAGCAGUGAAACAAAAUAAGAAAAGCAGGACGGCAGCUCCCAAGCAGGUUGGUCCAAAGUCAGUUCCUGCCAAACCUGUCAUGCUGGAUCCGGCGAAGUUGGCAUUUGAAAAGGGUUUGUUUGUUUCGGAGUCGAACCAGCCAUUGAAACAGCUGCAAGUGUCUCAGCUUGGUCCGUUUGCGGAGGGUGUUGCCAUUUGCAAUCGUCCUAUGAUUGAGCAAUUCUUGAAGACCAAUCAAAAGGUUUCUCAGCAAUGCCUUGCGGUUUUCAUUGUCCAUGUUGAUGACCUUCCUGAUGUUGUUACCUUGUGCUGGUCUCAAAUUCGGAUUCCUUUGCGUUGCGUGACGAAUGGUGAGCCGCUCCUUGUCAGCGGGGUUUUGUUGCAACUUGGUGGAAAGCUUGUGGUGAAAGCUUCGGCUGAGAAGAUUGUUGAUCCUGCUGUUGCCGCUGCUGCGUGUGUUAAGAUUGCAGUCUACCGUGACUCUGUGCUUGGUUCGUGGCAAGAUGUUGUUCACAGCCCGAUUAAGUACAUUCUUCAGCAUGUGGUUUGCUUGAACACUUGUCGCCAAUCUGACUGCGUGAAAACUUGUGGGAUGUGGCAUGUGCCGGAUGAUAGCGAUGUGUCUGAUGUCAUUUUCGACUUGUGGCGUCGGCAGUGGGUUUCCAUGGGCUUCAAACCUUGUGAUCCUUCCAAGGCUGAGGUUUUCUUGGUCAACAUUCGCUAUGCCAAGUCUGUGGAGUUGCUGAUGCUGAAGAGCUCCGGGGUUGCUGGUAUCUUUCUGGAGCCUCGCUCGCUUGAUGCCAAGCAGCCUAAUCUGGACUUUCAGGUGGUUUGGCUCCCACGUGCCACUCCUGCUGAGGUUCAGCAUGCGGCGCAGUGCACAGCGUCAGUCAUUGGCAUUGUUCGCAUGGGUUCCAGGUUUGGAGUGCGGGUUGCAACUUGUGACAUGGCUGCAGUCAGUAGCAUCCUUCGUCCAGGUACGGUGGUUUUGGCUGCGGGUCCCCGUGUUGAGUUUGAAAUGGGCCCCCUUCCUUUUGGCAUGGAUAGGUCCAGUGUUCAUGCCCUGUGUGCCAGCAUCAAGUGGAAAGCAAAACCGGUUUCUCCUCUCAGAACAGUGUCUGGCAGUGGUGUGGUUUGGUUGAUGCAUGCUGCUGACGAUCCCGUUGACAACAUUGUCACGGCGAAAUUUGGUGAUGUUGUGAUUUCGAAACUUCCGUUGAAAACUUCAAAACCUGUUCCGAAUGCAUUGAUUGCGUCCUCUGCGACCAUGAAGCUUUGUGUUGCUGAUGACAUGGGGAAUUGUGGUGAUGAUCCUUGGCUUGUGGCGGAUCCGUGGCAGGCUCCCAUUGCCAAGUUGUCGGUCCCUGCUCCGGUGUUGCCUUCUGCUGAUCACUUGCGUGAAGCCGAAGCUCGCAUUGAAUCAGCCAUCCUUCAGAAGCUUCAGCCUCAGGUCCCCAUGGAGACGGAUGAAGCUGAGAAGCGAGUUGACCAGCUGGCGCAUGACACGGAUGUCCGCUUUCAGUUCCUUGAAAAUCAGGUGCAGCAACUGCUCCACCGGCAAGGCUCAGUGGUGGAGGCCAGGGUUUUUGUUCCAGUGACUCUCCGCUUGGUUUUGAUCCGCUUCAAGAGUUUUGGUGGCAUCGGCAAUAGCGUUUUGGGGUCGCUCCGGCCCGUUUGGCUUCUCGUUGUCGUUUGGACCUUGCAGUGUCGGAUCGGCGAAGCAGCUGUUCCUGGUCCCAAUGCUGCGUCUUGGUCGCUUGGGGUUUGCAACCCUUCUGGGUUGAUGGGAAAAACACAUCUUCUUUCAACUGAUGUGGACAUUUGGCUUGUGUGUGAAACGCAUUUUAGUGUUCAUGGUUGUCGCAAUUUUGGCAAAAGCUUGCGUGCCAUUGCUUCGCCUUUCAAAUGGUUUGUGCAUGGUGUUGGUGCGCCUGUUCGCUCCAUUGCAUCUGAUCUUGGGAAGUGGACCGGUGUUGGAGUUUUGUCUCAGCAUCCUUCCCGGGCGGUUCCUGCGGGUCUUAGUGAUGAGUUGCUUGACACUGGCCGUGUUGUGGUUUCUACGACUCAUGUUGCUGGCAUUUGGCUCACUGGCUUGGUCAUGUAUGGUGCGCCUACUGGGCCGACGCAUCCACAAGCUAAAGCUUUUACCAAUCGCAUGUUACAUCAAGUGGUGGAUCGCAUUCAGUGCGCCCGUGGGCCCAGGUUCGUGGCGGGCGAUUGGAAUCAUGACUUGGACUCUCUUGAGGCCGUUGGUCGUUUGAUUUCGCUUGGAUUUGUCGAGGUUCAGGAUCUUUACGCCUCUCGAUCCGGAAUCUGCCCUCGGGCGACGUGCCGUGGCAAGACUCGCCGUGACUUCCUUUUCAUCUCUGCUGAGUUGAUCCCUGCCUUUCGUAUGUGUUGGCUUGAUGACCAUGCUUGGGUUGAUCAUUCGGCCCUGGUUGCUGAGUUUGAUGCUUCUCCGUCGGCGUUUGUGCAAUUUCCUUGGCCCACCCCUCAUAAGAUCAAUUGGGCUGCUGCUGAUGCUCACCGGCCUGCAGCACCUGUUGCUGAUGCACUUGCCGACCCCAGUGCUGGCUACCGUCGCUUUUGGCAGGAAGUUGAAGCUUCUGCUUCUGCGGUCUUUGCUUCCCAAAACCGGCGGUUGUUGCCCAAUCAGUUUGGUCGUGGUUCGCGAUUUCAACCGUGUGUUUGUCACCAUGUGCCCCCUCCAAAGUGUGGUCGGCGUGGGGAAUUGCAGCCUACCUUUCUUGGCCAUUCUUGGAUCCACUCUAUGAUGUUUCGUCAAGUGCGUCGUUUGCAGUCAUAUGCUCGCCUUGCUGCCAGUUUGCAACAUUCUCCCUCUCAUACUGAACACCGCAUUGCCUUGUGGAAAUCCAUUUUGAAUGCGCGUGGCUUUAAGCCCACGUUUGCAGAAUGGUGGCAUGACUUGGAUCGCAAUGUUGGCGAACCGUUGAAUCUCCCUCUGGUUGCUCCUGGGUCUGCCAUGGCUUGUCGUGUUUUUCAGCGGGUGGAGUUUGAGACUCGGAAAAUUGAGAAUGUCCUUGUCAAACAAACUCGUCGGGCUGCUUCCUUGAAGCGGUCAAGGGAUGUGAAUGCCUUGUACAAGGUUGUUAAGCGUGACAUGCCCCUGCCUGUUGAUACUUUGGUCAAUCCUUGUCACUUUGUGAUUUCCGCUGUCGAUCCUGAUGAUCUCUCUCUUGAAGUUGAGCCAGCUGGUGUUCUUGCUGAUCUUCCCACCUUUGUGGGGGGACGUCCUGUUGAUCCGAUUCAUGUUGAACAUGAUAAGCUGUGGCUCCCUGAUGUAUCUGGAUUCGAUGUUGGCGAUUCGGUCGUCCAACACCGGGCUGGUGGCCAGUUGCAUGACAUUUUUGCUGCCUUCUCUGAACAUUGGAAUGCCUUUUGGCAACGGCAUGCUGACAUGCCAUCGGAAGCUUGGAACAGGGUUUUUGCGUUUGCUGAUCGGGUUUUGCGACCUGUUGAUGUUCCUCCUGUUGAUCUUACCGUGGACUUGUUCCAUUCUGUUGUUGCGGGCAAAAAGAAUCGUGCUGCCAUAGGACUUGAUGGUGUAUCCAAACUUGACCUUCAGUCUCUUCGCCCUUCUGAGGUUUCUCAAAUUUUGGCUUUCUACAAGCAUGCUGCUUGCACUGGCACUUGGCCAGAGCAACUGUGUGUUGGAGCGGUCAAGUCUUUGGCAAAAUCUGCAAACCCCCUUGGUACUAAUGACUAUCGACCAAUUUGCGUGUUCAGUUUGGUUUACCGUGUCUGGUCUACGAUUCAAUCCAAAUACUGGUUGCACACGUUGGAUUCCUUUUGGCAUGAUGAUCUCUUUGGCAGUCGACCUGGCCGCCGCGCGGCCCACCUCUGGCGUGUCAUUGUGGAUUGCGUUCAGGAUUCUUAUGUGCAUGAUGUUGCUCAUUCCGGGUUGGUUCUUGACCUUACUAAAGCUUUCAACACGCUGCCGAGAGUUCCUGUGCUGGGACUGGCUCUGAAAUGUGGGGUUGAUUUUGGGAUUGUCCAGGCGUGGGCUGGUUUUCUUGGUGGCAUGCAGAGGCGCUUUGUGGUCCGCAAUUCUCUUGGGCCCCCAGUCUCCAGCACCUGUGGGGUGCCAGAGGGUUGCGGGCUAUCUUGCUUGGCCAUGUUGAUGAUAAACCAGCUUCUUCAUUCUUGGCUUGCUGCGUUUGCUCCUAGGGUCCGUUGCUUCAGCUAUGUUGACAAUUGGGAGCUUGUCUCGACGGAUGCUGAAUGCUUGUUGCGUGCCAAUCGUUCAAUCUUGGAGUUCGCUCGCUUGCUUGACUUGACGCUGGAUACCUCGAAAACUGUUGCUUGGUCGACUGAUCGUGGCAUUCGUCGGCACCUUCGCCAAUCGGGUUUCACUGUGUCUUUGUCAGGGCGUGACCUGGGGGCCCAUGUGGUGUAUUCUCGGCAGAUCCGGAACCAGACUAUCCAGCUUCGGAUUUCUGACCUCCAAGACUUCUGGAACAAAUUGCGGGGUGCUUUUGGUGCGUACAAGCAAAAGGUUCGUGUUGUGUUCAUGCGUGCGGUUGACGCUGCUCGCCCGCAAGCGAGCCCGUAUCUCCACAUGAUCUUGGAAGGUUUGCAUUUGGAUCCACAACUCUAUGCUAUCAUUGCGACCUUUCGUGACUUUCGUGACUUUGGGUGCGCUCCUGACCAGCUUGUUACUUUAAAUGACGUUGCUGCUGGGCUCGGUGGUGCCCCUAAUGGUGUUGCUGAGAUUCUCCUCAUGCGUGUUCAUCAGCUUGGUUGGAAGUUGGGAGUUGAUGGCUUAGUCACUGACAGGUUUGGUAGCUUCUUUUUGCACUUGCUUAAUUUUUCCGAGCUGCUUCAGCGUGUUGCAUGUGCUUGGCAGCUGGUUGUGAGUGAACAUGUGAAGCAUCGUGCGCCCUUCUCCACAUUUCAUUUGGUUGAUGUUGGUGCCACGACUGUUGACUUGCACUCUCGUGAUGCUAGCUCUCAAGGGUCUCUUCGGAAAAAUUUGAAUGGUGGUGCCUUUGCGAACGAUGUCGCUUGGAAAUGGUCGGUUAGUGGUGACAAAGCGUGCCGGGCUUGUGGAGUUGAAGAUACCUUGUAUCACCGGUACUGGCAAUGUCCUUCCACCCAACACCUGCGGGAUUCUUUGGAUCCUCAGGUUCUGUCUGUGCUUGAUGACUUGCCUCCUGUCCUGACUGUGCAUGGCUGGACUUUGUCGUCCCCUUUUGCUGAUGAGUGGCGCUGUCGUCUCAUUGCUUUGCCUGAUGUUGUCCCAUCUUGUGUCUGUGAUUUGACUGGCGAUGGUCCUUUGCAUUUGUUCACUGACGGCAGUUGUUUUUGGCCGUCAGAGCCAGCGUAUCGUCUUGCUGCUUGGAGCGUCUGUGUCGCUGCUUCCUGUUCUGGUUCUGACGCUUUCACCAGUCAUGUGGCUGGUGGUGGCUGCCUCUCAGGCUUGACUCAGACAGCAUUUCGAGCUGAAUUGUAUGCAGUCUGCGCUGCCUUGACUUAUGGUGCGUUGACCUCUCGGCCGAUCGUUGUCUAUAGUGAUUGUAAAUCUGUUGUAGGUCCCAGGGUGCAGUUUGUCAAGGUGAAGGCCCAUGUUGAUUUGGCACAGACCUCAUCCCAUCGAGAUUUGUGGCUUGGCUAUCACAAUCUGUGUGCAGACAGAGCAGCGGUUGUUUGCAAUCAGGACCGCGGCAGCAGUUUCUGGGAUUUUUGGCGGAAACAUGUGGAGCUUGUGAGCAGACAUGAGUUUGUUGGUCGUCACAUCCGAGAUCACAUUGUUGCUGUGAACCUGGCUUGGUUUUCUGACCCAGAUAUGAGGGAUGUGGCGCCUGAUCAGCCUAUUGUUGCCCCCGCUGUACCAGCAGGAGCUGCUGCUCGCCCUGGUGUUUGGGGAUGGCAGGAGUCGCUGAGUUUGCCUCGGAAAUUUUCUGGGGUUUAUGGUGCAGCCUAUGGGGAUGUGCUUGUGCAAUGGUGCAAUGGGCUUUUUCUGCCUGGACAAGAUGGAGCCCAGUGGGUGUCUUUUGCUGAGCUUUUUGUUGAUUUCCAGCGGCAUACCGGUCAUUUUGGCCCAUUGCUCAUUUCUGGCAAGUGGCGUAACCCUGCCUGGGGCCCCUGGAACUAUGGAAGCGGCAACUGGGCCGAUGGCCAGAAUGACUGGACUUCAGGACAUGCUGCUCCGGAGGCUUGGGGCCAGGGCCAGAAUGCUUGGCAAAAUGGAGGCAACGGAGGGGAUGCAGCAAAAGACCUGCUGGACGUGGCCUACGACUAUCAGGUUGACUCCGUGCGUGCUCUGGUUCAGCUACUCCAAGAUGUGUUGGCUGACAAGAGUGCGGAGAAGGAGUAUGGCCAGGGCAAGAAUCCCCCGUGCCACCGGUAUGCCUUGCCGGACGAGGGCGCGAAAAUGCUGCUCCGCUGGCUGAAUGACACGGCGGCCAAGGCAUGUUGGGCCAUGGAGCCCUUUGCCGUGGAGGACCGAUUCAAGCCAGUGCCAAGUGGACGGCUGACGAAGACAAUGGAGCGUCUCGUGGCACAAAUCACCUCAGCAUGCGAGGCGAAAGAGAGAUGUGUCAUGCGAGCACAGCUGCUUUCCUCCUUGACAAAGGCUCUGAUUUGCCUCGUGGACUCCACAGUCUACACGAUCAAGACCCCAGCGAAGACGAUCGAGGCUUUGAUUCCUAUGCUGGAGCGCUACCGUCCAAAAUACGUGCGGGCUGUGCGGGAGUUCCAGUGCUUACAGAUGUUGUCGUUGCAAAAGAUUGCAGAAGCAAUUGACAUUCUGGUUCAGCGCAAGCCCCGGGCAACCAGAGCCACCGCCAAGCGGGACGGGGAGCAAAUCCGCGGAAACGUUGACUGGAUUGCGCGAACUCUCAUGAGUUUGAAGGGAUGCUCAUGGUCUCGUAACCCUAGCAUGGCCUACAAAGAGUUCCUGCAACGGCUCAACGUGAGCCAGGAAUCCAUCUCACGCGUCAUGAACCAUGCGCAAUUCUAUGUGUGGAACAAAAUGCAAUACUUCUGGACGGAAGCUGCAAAGGAAAAGACACGGUUGCAAUGGAUACGCUAUCAGAAGGCGAUGCAAGCCGCGCUGCAGGGAUCUUCGGUUUCUUCAACGGAAACCGAAGAUGCCUCAGCCGGAGACUGGUUUCAUGCCGAGGAACCGGCUGAGGCGAUGAAUGGAGAGGAAGGGCAUUCUGAGUGGCUGGAGCCAUCUUUCGCAUCGGAAGAUGUCUCAGCCAAGGCUGCGACAUAUGACUGGGCGGAGACUGAUGCAAAGAAGGACAGAAGCGACUCGAAUGCUGCAGAGGCCUUCCGUUGGUGCAAUCAACCAGUGGAAGGGAUGACUGAACAUGGAAAUGGGCAAAUGGAAUCACAAACGAAUGAGGCCCCCGCUUGGUGCACUGUACCGAUGACCGAGGAGGGAAAAGAACAUGGAUGGAAUAAAGGAACAGAGGACUGCCAGGACUUCCAACGGCGCACGACCGCGUCAACGGAAGCAACAGCAAAGGAAGAAGAUCAAACCAAUGGAGAGGUUGUCCAGCCUGCACGUCGACGGUGGGUAGACAUCGUGGAAGAUGAGGAUGAUGAAGAUGGGAUAUGGACCCGCCCCCCAGCGCCGAGAGUCUACAUCAAGGAUACCUGAUGUAGCAGAACUGGACGAAGAAGGAGGGUGGGGCGCCAUAAGUGGAU